CAAGGCUGCUCAGGGAGGAAGGUUCCCCAGCGCUCAGGGGCCUGAGCUGAGAACUUAGCCUCGUCCCGCUUCUCCCCUAGGUUGUCACGCGGAGGACGAAGCCCAGCUCUGAUGGGACAGACACUCUGCAAGUGGUUGCCGUCACCGCACACGGUGUGUGUGGGGACACAGGAGGCCGCAGGCUCAAGGGAGCCAGCAUGCGUGCUGUGUGGCCGAGUGGAUGAGGAUUCAAGCAUCCUUGGGCACAAAGUAGAGAACGGUGGAUUCUAUUUCCAUACUUUUUGUGCGCUAUUUGCCAAUGGUCUUUGUGAACUUGUGGAAGGUAACAGUGAGGCACGUUUUCGCACAGAAGAUCUGGUACGCACCAUGAGGCAGGCAGAGCAGAUGCUCUGCUUCGUUUGUGGCAAUCUGGGGGCCAGCAUUACCUGCGCAGAUCCAGGCUGUGACCGCAGCUUCCAUUUCCCCUGCGCCUUGGAGGGUGAAUGCAUCACCCAGUACACUGGAGAGUUCAGGUCCUUCUGCUGGGAGCACCGCCCACAUCAGGCAGUGGAGGCAGCACCUGUGCAGGACACGACCUGCAUUUUCUGCAUGGAGCCCAUGGAUGACAGCAGGUCAUACAGCACCAUGGUGUGCCCAGCCUGCAAACAAGCCUGGUUCCACCGGGCCUGCAUCCAGGUAGGAGCCCUCUCCUCACCCCAUGGCACCACAGGUGCUCAGCAGCAUCAGGCCCGUCUCACACACACGUUUUUCGUGUUUCUGCUGCAGAAACAGGCUCUGUGCACAGGGAUUUAUCGCUUCCAGUGCCCCCUCUGCAGAGACUGGGUCGGGUUUAUUCCAGAGAUGCUCUUUAUGGGGAUCCGAAUCCCAUUCAGGUUGGUGUCUUUCAGCCAGCUCUUGAGAUGUGAGGGCACAUGA
Lagopus muta (rock ptarmigan) is the source of this 915-nucleotide messenger RNA. RefSeq names its product G2/M phase-specific E3 ubiquitin-protein ligase-like. Gene Ontology annotation, cellular component: nucleus. Lineage: Eukaryota; Metazoa; Chordata; Aves; Galliformes; Phasianidae. The record is from RefSeq and is a predicted model, not a curated record.